GGAGAAGCCCGACUGAGUCAUCGGAUCCUCUCCCGACCGAAACGUUUGGAUGCCGGCGGAAACGGCAUGUUCCUGCCUGGGUCACCCCGACAGGCCAGUGGCGAUACGGAUCUUGGAACAGAGUUUGGGCAGCAGAAGGACACCUCUCGAGUGCGCGAGUCUGCUUCCUUAAGAGUGCGCCCUCCGCCGGUGGUGGGUGGCAAUGUGUUCACCUUCACGCCUCCGCAGGAUGUGCGGCUGCCAACAGAGGUGAGUCCCAAGCACACCAGGCUGGUAUCCCAGGCGGUGGAUCGACCUCUCCCAGAUGUCGCGACCCAGAUGAGCAGUGUGCCGCGCAGCGCGGCACCGUUGGCCAGUCCAGCUCCAGCUGCCAAGGCAUCGGCUUCUCCCAAACGUCGGAUCUGCUUGCAGUACCACCAGGAUGACAACCCUCGAAGUGACCUUCUAACCUUGGGAGGCGGCCAGGGCACCCCUGUGGUGGUGCAGAUGAUUGCUGCCGGGGGACGAGCAGAACAGGCUGGAGUUAAGCCAGGGGCGAUCAUCACUGCCAUCAACGGCAGCACGGCCUUUCAAAGCUUUCCAGCGUGGCAGGUGCGAGCGAUUAUCCAGCCUCCUGCGACAGUGGAGAUCGAACAGGAGAUGCAGCUGUCGCCCGCCUCGCCUCGGUGUAAAGAGAUCCGCCUGACGCGAAAGAGCGAGCUACAGCUGGGCAUCGCCCCCAAGAGCGGCGCCUGGCAUCCCAAGGACAGCGUGAUGUUGGCAGAAGAGGUUGUUUUCAAGCCUCGAGCCGCUCCCUUGUGGCUCAGCUCGCUGGACCGCCAGGAAGGUCGCCCCACCAGUCCCAUCUACGAGCUCCGGAGGCCCGAGGCGCAUCGAUUGGUGAACCAAGCAGUCCGCACGGCUUGGGAUACUGUCUCCAAGCAGGCCGACCAGAUCUCCCGAGUUCCACGAGGCGCCCGCCAGCGAAGCAGCUCGCCCUACUGUGGUUUGGAGACCUGCUUGCCACAGUGGUCCACCCCGAGCACGUCCUGGAAAUGGGAUCCAGGCCCUGCAGCCUUCGCGCAGAAUGGCAGCUCAGGUGCUUUCAGCCCCCGUGCCCCGCAGCACUUGCAGGGACGGGCCCCGCCCUGGAGCACCUCAGAGGCUGGCGCGCCGCCGCAACUGCCACUGUCGAGCAGAGGUGCCAUCGGUGCAGAUCCAGAUUCCAGCCCGUUGCGCUGGGUGAGCCCGGUCUUUGCGCCUUUCUUCGGCUAUUCAAAUGCAUGCAGCCCGCAGUCGCGCGGAGGAGGCGGCCCUCGAAGCCCCAGCCCAUCUCCGCGGAAUCGAAGCAGCAGCCCAAAGCCACGAAAAGCACGAGGUGACCUGGAGGAGGUCGUGGAUCCCGAAAACCCGAACGCUGGGGUACGGGUCAUGCCGGAUGACGAUGAUUCUUCAGGCAUUCUUCUCCAGCACCAGCUUUGAGCGACCGCAACGACCGCGCCAAAGAAGCAGCGAUCGUUCGAGUUUAGCGUUUGCGCGUUGGGGAUGGGAGGGAUUUGGGAAACGGUGGUCAUCGGCCGGCGAAUGGCCAG
Messenger RNA from Durusdinium trenchii, 1571 nucleotides. Lineage: Eukaryota; Dinophyceae; Suessiales; Symbiodiniaceae. The record is from the annotation of a GenBank genome assembly.